This is a messenger RNA of Pangasianodon hypophthalmus (striped catfish), 6126 nucleotides long. RefSeq names its product transcriptional adaptor 2B (gene tada2b). Gene Ontology annotation, molecular function: transcription coactivator activity; zinc ion binding; chromatin binding. Bases 1 to 1404 code for a protein of 467 amino acids. The transcript has 2 exons. The record is from RefSeq and is a predicted model, not a curated record. Lineage: Eukaryota; Metazoa; Chordata; Actinopteri; Siluriformes; Pangasiidae. Gene Ontology annotation, biological process: chromatin remodeling; regulation of transcription by RNA polymerase II. Gene Ontology annotation, cellular component: nucleus; SAGA-type complex.
AUGGCGGAUCUGGGCAAGAAGUACUGCGUGAACUGCCUGGCGGACGUUACGAACCUGCGGCUGCGCUGCACCGACUGCCCGGACAUCGAGCUGUGUCCCGAGUGUUUCUCCGCCGGCGCGGAAAUCGGUAAUCACCGGAGAUGGCACGGUUAUCAGCAAGUGGACGGCGGCCGUUUCACUCUCUGGGGUCCCGAGGCUGAGGGAGGAUGGACCAGCAGGGAAGAGCAAUCGCUGCUCGAUGCCAUCGAACAGUAUGGAUUCGGCAACUGGGAGGACAUGGCAGCCCACGUGGGUGCCUCUCGCACGCCUCAGGAGGUGAUGGAGCAUUACGUGACUAUGUACAUCCACGGGAACCUGGGGAAGGCGUGUAUCCCCGAGCUGAUCCCGAACCGCGUGACGGAUCACACGUGCCCGGGCGGAGCGCCUCUCUCCCCGAGCCUCACUGCGCCGCCUCCGCCGCUGGAGCUCACGCCGGCUGAACAGCAGCAGCUCGGCUACAUGCCGCUUCGCGACGACUACGAGGUGGAGUACGAGCAGGAGGCGGAGUUGCUUGUCAGCGGCUUGUCUGUAAACUACGAUGACGAGGACGUGGAACUCGAGAUGAAGCGCGCUCACGUCGACAUGUACGUCCGAAAGCUGCGCGAGCGACAGCGCCGGAAAGACGUUGCCCGUGACUACAACCUCGUAAACGCCUUUCUUGGUCGCGAAAAGAAAGACAAAGGGAGCGGAGGUGCUGGUGCUGGUUUGGCCCCGCCCAUUGUGGGUUCGACAUCAUCGGGUUCUGGGAAGCGCAAAAUCACGAAGGAGGAGCGUGAGCAGCGGACAAAGUUACGCGCGCUCUGUCAGUUUAUGGCAUACAGAGAAUUCGAGGACUUUUUUGACAACAUGCACAAGGAGCGCGUCCUACGUGCCAAAGUGCGUGAACUCCAGCGCUACCGGCGCAACGGCAUCACGCGCCUCGACGAGUCAGCCGAGUACGAGGCGGCGCGGCACAAGCGCGAGAAACGGAAAGAGAACAAGAGCUCCAAGAGAGGCAGUGGAGGCGGCGGUGGUGGUGGAGCUGGGAUCGGAAUCGGAGGCGGAGCUAACUCAGGAAGUGGAGGCAAUUCAGGGGGCGGAGCCAGCACCAUCAAAGAGGAAGGAAAAGACGGUGAAUUCUCAGCCAUCGAGCAUUUAACGGGCUUCGAGCUGCUUUCCGAUCGCGAGAAGGUGCUGUGCAACUCGCUGAACUUGAGUCCGACUCGAUAUUUGACGGUCAAAACUAUCAUAAUUAAGGAUCAUUUGCAGAAACGGCAAGGCGUCCCCGGCAAGAGCCGCUUACCGGGCUACCUGGACAAAAUGCUGAAAAGACGCAUCCUGAACUUCCUCACAGAGAGCGGCUGGAUAUCGCGAGACGCCGCGUAACAUCCCCGCGCUUCUUUUCUAGUGUUUUCUAAGAACACGGGACGGUGAAUCUCAAUCCCCGGUUCUGUUCGUAGGAAUGUAAAUGUGGCGAAAGCAAAACCCUUGACUACCAUUUUGAUAAAAGGUUUCAAAGGAAUAAAUCUGUAUAUACAUAUGUAUAUUUUUGCUAAUGAGAAAUCUUUUCUUUUUUUUGGUGAGGGGGGAAGUGUGUGUGUGUGUGUGUGUGUGUGUGUGUGUGUGUGUGUUACUGUGUGUUCUGUUAAUACUGCAUCUAAAAAAACCUUUCAGAAUCCUCUGAAGAUGUGAGAUGUUCUGAGAAUAGCCAUAACCUCAUAGCGACCUUCUUAUAUCUUGCCUUCCUCCUGAUGACGUGUCUGACGACGUGACGAGAGCAGAUCUUAAGUUUUUUGUUUUUAGUUUGGCAUUAAAGACUUUUCCCUUGUGACUCUGGAAUCCUCGUACAAUCCUCAAUGUAAUUGCUCUAGAAUCAUCAGUUCUGGAAACUGGAAACGUCUGUGUGGCUCUAGACUCGUCCACGAUGGUUCGAGAACCGUCACCGCGAUGAUGAAAUCAUUGGCGCGGCUUUGGAAUUGUGUCUGGUUCUAGAGUUUUCUCAGAAUGACGAUGGUUCUGGAAUCUCUGUUGUUGUAGUUUGAGAAAGCUGAGAGUGAUGAUAGUCUCCUUUCCAAGGGUUUAGAAUCUUCACUGUGGUUCCAGAAUCUUCAGAGUUAAUAAAAGUACUUAGAAGAAGAAGCCCAAUUCCAGUGUAAUUCCAGAAUCUUCACUGUGGUUCUAGAAUCCGCAGAGUAACGAUGGCUCUAGAAUCUUCACUUUGCUUUGAGAAAUCUGAGAGUGAUGAUAAUCUUCACUGUGGUUCAAGAAUUCUCUGUGGUGUAACAGACCCCCGGCAGGGUUCUAGAAUAUUUGCUGUGGUUCUAGAAUCCUCAGUCUACUGGUUGUGGUUCUAGGAUAUUUUCUGUAGUUCUAGAAUCCUCAGCAAUAGUCUGCGAUCUAGAAUCCUUAGAUUCUAGAAUGCUCAGCGAUUAUGAUAGCCUCCCUGUCAUGGUUCUAGAGUCUUCUCUAUGGUUCUAGAAUCAUCUGAGCUAUGAUAGUACUUCCGGUGCAAUUCCAGAAUCUUCACUGUGGUUCCAGAAUCAUCUGAGCAGUGAUAUUAUAUCCAGCGCAAUUCCAGAAUCUUCACUGUGGUUCCAGAAUCAUCUGAGCGAUGAUAGUACUUUCGGCGCAAUUCCAGAAUCUUCACUUUGGUUCCAGAAUCCUUAGAGUGAUGAUGGUUCUUGUGUCUUUGCUGUGGUUCUAGAAUAAGUAGUGUGGUUUUCAAAUCUUCAGGCUCGUUCUUUAAUGCACAGCAUAGUUCUAGAAUCUUCAGCGUGGAUUCUAGAGCCAACAGUUUCACUCUAGAACCCCCCAAAAAAAUGUUCUCUUUGUCUGGAAACAUGUCUUUUUGUGUUCAGUUGUUGCAUUUCUUAUUUUUCUUUUUUUUUUUCUUUUUUUUUUUUUUUGUUAAAAUUUGGUUCUUUUGGUUCAUUUAGAUUCGUUAGAAUGAUUUUACUGAUUUUACUGAUUUUGCUGCACAGGUUUUGUGUUCAUUCAUAACGUUGACAGCCAAACAGAAGCUUCGUGAUAUUCCAGACAUGCGAUACGUUAUCGUAGACAGUUUCAUUCGGAAAGAGGCUGCGCUGGAUAGCCGACGUUUUUGGACUUUGAUCCAUUCGAAAGACCAAAUGCAGACUCUUGUCUUCUGAGGUUCCUAAUUUGGGACUAGCAACGAAACAGCAGUGUGUGUGUCCUCCUCUAGGAGGACAAUCCCAUAAUCCUGUUCACCAGGCAACGAGAGUGAAACUGUCAGGUGUAGCUUAUUUUUUUCUCUAUAACAAAAUUUCGCAAACCGUGAUAAACGAUUGGCCAAUGCCUAGACGCUAACAAGGCUAGUGGUUGGUUCUAUGGAUCACGUUCUCCCUGAGUUCCUUCUUUAACAGUGACUUGAAACCUGUGUUUAACACAGAAUGAGAUUCUUUGGAUCUUAAUCUAGUGAUGUUCUGUUCACGACAUCAAAUUGCUCAUGAAGUGGUUAGUGGUUCUAGAUUCAGUUUCAGAGUGGGUAUAGUCUCCCGAACAUGGUUCAACAAUCUUCACUGUGGUUCUACAGAGUAAUUCUAGAUCCUUCACCGUGGUUCUACAGAGUAAUUCUAGAUCCUUCACCGUGGUUCUACAGAGUAAUUCUAGAUCCUUCACUGUGGUUCUACAAUCUUCAGAGUGACGCUAGUCUCCCCAGAGUAAUUCUAGAUCCUUCACUGUGGUUCUACAGAGUAAUUCUAGAUCCUUCACCAUGGUUCUACAGAGUAAUUCUAGAUCCUUCACCAUGGUUCUACAAUCUUCAGAGCGACGCUAGUCUCCCCAGAGUAAUUCUAGAUCCUUCGCCAUGGUUCUACAGAGUAAUUCUAGAUCCUUCGCCAUGGUUCUACAGAGUAAUUCUAGAUCCUUCACCGUGGUUCUACAGAGUAAUUCUAGAUCCUUCACUGUGGUUCUACAAUUUUCAGAGCGACGCUAGUCUCCCCAGAGUAAUUCUAGAUCCUUCACUGUGGUUCUACAGUCCUCAACAUUAUGUUAGUCUCAGUUCUAGAGUCAUCACUGUAAUUCUAGAAUCCUCAGACUGAUUAUGGUCCUCCCAGCAUGACUCAACAAUCUUAACUGUGGUUCUAGAGUCCUCAGGAUGGUGAUAGUCUCCCUGGUGAUGUUCUGAGAUGACAUGAUGGAAAAAAAGUGGUCUAGAGACUUCUAAAAUCUUCAGUGAGUGAGGAUAGUCCCCCCUCCAUAAUGUGCUUCUUGAAUCUUUGAUUCAGUUCUAGGAUUCUCAGAGUGUUAUUACUCUCACCAGCAUGGUUCUAGAAUCUUCCCUGUGGUUCUAGAAUCUUCCCUGUGGAUCUAGAAUCCUGAGAGUGAUGAAAGUCUCUCCAGUGUGAUGCACUCUGAAUAUUGAUCCUCAGAGUGGAUAGUCUUUCCCAAUGAGGUUCUAGAAUCCUCACUGUGGUUCUACAGUCCUCAACAUUAUGUUAGUCUCAGUUCUAGAGUCAACACUGUGAUUCUAGAAUUCUCAGAGCUGUGAAACUCUUUCUAGUGUGAUGCUCUCUGAAUAUUCUAGAACCACAGCAAAGGUUCUCAGAGUGAUCGUCUUUCCCUGUGCGGUUCUAGAAUCUUCCUAGAAGUCCACAGAGAGAUUAUAGUCUCUCUGGUGUGAUUCUAGGUUUCUUCUUCUUUGUCUUCUUCUUCUUCUUGUUCGUUCUUUUACUUUGACUCUAAGAUUCUCACUUUGUCUUUUCUUUACAAGCCCUAACCUGGCGCUACAGUCUACAGUGAAUGUAGUUGACGCAGGAGUGUUGAUUUUAAGUGAUGAUUGGGUAAAGACACUAAAUAUAAUUCUUCGCUCAGGUACAGUGACGUGAUUGGCCAAUACAUCAUUCAUUGUGAUAACUGCCGUAACUCUUUAUCAUGGUUUGCGAUAUUAUCGUAGUAUUGUGUUUACAGAAUGACUGUUUAAUUCUGCACACUAUUCUGUCCAAGGUAAGGACUUUCAGAAGACAUCAUGGCGCUUAAUUAGUGAUCAUUCUUCUCAAAUGGAACGUGAGGAUGUCCAUGAUAACAGCAUUAUCGUAAAUUUAACGAAUAUCACAAAACACAUCACAGAACCAAUAAUCAACGCGUUUAGAUACGAGAAAAAGUUACAACUGAUUUGGUUUGUUUUAUGUUUUAUGCAGCUUUGAAGCAUUUUGUUACAGCACAGAGAUGUUUUUAUUUCUGUUCAUCGCUGAGUCGCUUCUUUUUCUUUCAUGUUUCUGUCACUUUUUAAUUUUUACCCCUCUGCUGGAGAGCUUUUUGUGCGGCUCUUCAGAGCCGUGACUCGCUCUCUGUCCCAUUUAAAUGUAAAUGACUCCGUGUGAAGGCUGACUCGAGGACUGAAUACGAACGAGGGAAGAAGUGCACAAAUGUCUUUCUCUUUCUAUCUUUUUUUUUUUUUUUUCUCUCCAAGCUUUCUUUUCAGUCGCCUCUUGACCUCUUUUUAUCCCCCAAACAUUUUCACGUAGCCAUUUUGGUGUCAAGUUGACCACAAAGACUCGGAAUUCACUCUGACUUUUGAUCAAGAAAAUACCAAAUAAUCUAAUCUAAUCUCAGAUUAUCCUUCCAUCCUUUCCUCUCACAUUUCCUCCAUUUUCUUCUUACAAUUACUAAAGAUUAAAUAACUAUUUUUUUGAAGAAACGUUUUCCAUAAAAGUUCGUCCAAAGCAAACCCAAACAAAUGUCUUGACUUGAGCAACACUGAAUUUAGGAUUUUUUUUUUUUCCUUCUUAAAUUGAAUAUUCAUAUUUUAGAGCUCAAUCAGUGUACCCUAUUUUAGAAAAUGUAAAUAUUUUGUUUUGUAAAAUAAUAUGUGUAGAAAAUGGGGCUGAAAAAUGAGAAAAAACGAUCUGUGAAGUGUAAAGUAUUUUAUUUCUGAAGCAUUUUUUUAUAAUUUUUGUAUUAAAAAUAAAAAAAAAUAUUGAAUGAAUAUUUUCUUUUUCUGUGGCACCGUUAUACUGGUUCUGGCAUGCCAUUGUUAAGUUGUUAAAUCGCUCUUUGGUACAGCGUCGUUUUGUUUGUAAUAGUGUUGGUUAUGUUGGAAGGGUUACAGAAGGUGUGAAAUAUUUUGUAUUAAAGUGUUCAUACUAA